AGAGCGAGAGAGACUGAAAGCAGAACCCUUCCUUAUCUCUUUCUCUUCAGCCUUAGCUUCCCAUCCUCUCUCCUCUUCUAGAGAGAGAGAUAUGGCUCCGAAAGCUGGCCGCGGCAGGGGAGCGAAAGGCAAAGGCGAGAAGAAGAAAAAAGAGGAAAAAGUAGUUCCUAAUGUGAUUGAUAUAACUGUAAUAACUCCAUGCGAGACUCGAAUUACACUGAAGGGAAUAUCCACUGAUAAGAUAAUAGAUGUGAGGAAGUUAUUAAGCUCAAAUGUUGAGACAUGUCACGUGACAAACUACUCGCUGGCGCACGUGGCACGGGGGCAACGGUUGAAUGAUGGCGUGGAAAUCGCGUCUCUCAAGCCUUGUGUGCUGCGACUGGUGGAAGAGGAAUAUGUGAGGGAAGAGGAUGCCGUUGCGCAAGUGCGGAGGUUGCUGGACAUCGUCGCUUGCACGACUGUGUUCGCGAGGCACCAGAACAGGGAUGGGGGCGGCAAAGCCCGAAAGCAGGCGGCGCCUCCUACUUCGGCCGCAAUGGCCGCCGGUUCUCCAGCUAUAUCGUCGGCCGCUGCCAUCUCCGUCGAUGAUGAGUUUCAGGAGCUUCCCGUUCCCGCCUUUUCCGAGGAGUUUGACAUGGCGGCCAUACAACCACAACCGAAGCUCGGCGAUUUCUAUGAUUUUUUCUCCUUCUCCAACUUAGCCUCUCCCAUCCAAUUUAUAAGGAGGCGCGAAGUAGAUCCUUCCGAGAAGUGGCGAGAAAAGGAGCACUUUGAGAUUGAGGUCAAGGUUUGCAAUGGAAAAUUACUACGUGUGGUGGCGGGAUUUAAAGGUUUCUACAGCACCGGAAAGCAUUUUAUUCAAAGCCAUUCUCUUGUAGAUCUACUGCACCAGCGCAGCAGGGCGUUUUCCAACGCCUAUGAUUCCCUGAUGAAAGCUUUUGUAGACCAUAACAAGUUUGGGAAUCUACCAUAUGGAUUUCGGGCAAACACAUGGCUUGUGCCUCCAGUGUUUGCUGAAUCUCCUUCUAAAUGUCCCUCGUUGCCAGUAGAAGAUGUCAUGUGGGGACCAAAGGGUCAUGCAUGGAGUUUUGACUGCAGAAAAUGGUCUAAAGAUUUCGCAACUUUGGCUGCAUUUCCAUGCAGAACUGAAGAAGAAAGACUGGUUCGAGACCGCAAAGCUUUUUUGCUUCACAAUCUGUUUGUGGAAACUGCAGUGUUGAAAGCUACAUCAGCAAUUCGUAAACUUAUUGAUUCCAAUGCAAGUGCUGCCCAUGGUGUUUUGCAUGGUUCGGUAGUGCAUGAAGAAAAUGUUGGAGAUCUGAACAUAGUUGUAAGAAGGGACUUUCCCGAUGCUAGUGGAAAACUGGAGGAGAAGGUUGAGGGGAGCCAAGUGCUGAAUAUCUCUGAAGAAGAGCUUGCAGUAAGGAAUAUUCUCAAAGGUUUGACAGCUAAUGAGAGUGUGGUUGUCAAUGAUACUGCAACACUGGGCAUAGUCAUUGUAAAACAUUGUGGAUAUACUGCCACUGUUAAAGUGUCACCUUGUGUGGAUCACAAUAAUAAUUCUCAUCAUGUUUUUGAGAUAGAAGACCAACCAGAAGGUGGUUCUAAUACUUUGAACAUAAACAGCUUAAGAGUGCUUCUACACAAGUUGCCUGAUCAUGAAUCAUUUGUGGGAUGCCUACCUUCUUGUAAUGAUUAUGUUGAAGUAAGGGCUGGAAGGUGUUUGGUUCACAGAAUAAUUAGUGAUAGUCUAUACAAUCUAGAAAAGGUGCUUGGCUUUACUGAGAAGGCAUUCAGAUGGGAACUUGGAACUUGUUGGCUUCAGCACUUGCAGAAAAAUAAGAAUUCAGCAGUUGAGGGUGAUAAUGAAAAAGAGGAAGACAAUUUUGUUGAACCAAUUGUUAAAGGUUUUGGAAAGCAAUUUGAACAGUUAAAAAGAAUAAGAAAGAAAACAAACACCAUCCAUAGCAAGUCUGUCAAGGAAGAUUCUAACGUCGAUGAUGCUCAAUUAAAAGAAAUUAGUAAUGCAGAGAAACUAGAAGAACUUGAAGGAAAUGAGAACUAUGAAUUGAAGAAAAGGAUAACAGAAGAAGCUUUUAAGUUUUUGAUAGAUUCUGGCACUGGUCUUCACCAAAAGUCAAUUAAAGAGCUCACCAAGAUGGCACAUAGAUAUUAUAAUGACGUUGCUCUUCCAAAGCUGGUAGCAGAUUUAGCAUCACUUGAGUUAUCUCCCGUUGACGGAAGAACCCUUACUGACUUCAUGCAUACACGUGGUCUUAAAAUGUCCUCCUUGGGCCGUAUUGUUGAGCUUGCAGAGAAGCUCCCACAUGUACAGUCACUCUGUAUUCAUGAGAUGGUCACUCGAUCCUUCAAGCAAUUAAUAAGAGAUGUGGUUGCUGCUGUUAAGAACUUCUCAGAUAUUCCUUACGCAGUUGCUACAGCACUGAAUGUCUUGUUAGGAUCCACCAAAGGGGAUAAAGGAGACCUGGGCUUGUCUAAUGAUCAUGGACUCAAGAUGAAGUGGCUCAAAGCCUUUAUCUUAAAGAAGUAUUCGUGGAAGCUACGAAAUGAGUUUCAGUAUUUGAGAAAGUUUGUGAUUCUUAGAGGGCUUUGUCAAAAGGUGGGGCUGGAGCUGGUUGCUAGAAAUUAUGAUUUUGAUAGUCCAAAUCCUUUUGAGAAAUCUGAUAUUAUCGGCAUAAUUCCUGUAUAUAAACAUGUCGUGUGCUUAUCCAUAGAUGCUAGGAACUUAUUGGAGUCAUCAAAGACAGCACUAGACAAGGGAAAGCUAGAGGAUGCUGUUAGCUAUGGCACAAAGGCACUAUCGAAAAUGAUAGCCGUGUGCGGUCCGUACCAUCGAAUGACUGCCAAUGCUUACAGUCUUCUCGCUGUUGUCCUAUACCAUACUGGAGAUUUCAAUCAGGCGGCCAUAUAUCAGCAGAAGGCGUUGGAUAUUAAUGAACGGGAGAUUGGACUUGACCAUCCAGAGACCAUGAAAAGUUAUGGGGAUCUUUCUGUGUUUUACUACCGUCUGCAGCACAUUGAAUUGGCUUUGAAGUAUGCUAACCGUGCGCUCUAUCUUCUUCACUUUUCCUGUGGAUUGUCACACCCAAAUUCUGCCGCAACCUAUAUUAAUGUUGCAAUGAUGGAGGAGGGAAGAGGGAAUGCUAAUGUUGCUUUAAGAUACCUGCAUGAAGCCCUCAAGUGCAAUCAACGAUUAUUGGGGGCCGAUCACAUUCAAACAGCUGCAAGCUAUCAUGCGAUUGCCAUAGCCCUUUCAAUGAUGGAAGCAUAUUCCCUCAGUGUGCAACAUGAACAAACUACUUUGCAGAUACUGCAAGCUAAACUAGGAUCUGAAGAUCUGCGCACUCAGGAUUCGUCUGCUUGGCUUGAAUACUUUGAAUCUAAAGCUUUGGAACAGCAAGAGGCUGCACGUAAGGGCAUGCCCAAGCCUGAUGCAUCAAUUGCCUGCAAAGGUCACCUCAGUGUAUCAGAUCUCCUUGAUUACAUAAAUCCGGACCCGGAUAUGAAGGAAAAGGACAUACAGAGAAAACAGAGGCAUACCAAGAGCAAUAAUAAACCCAAUCAAGAGCAGUCAGUUACAAAUCCAGAUGAUGGAUGCCUCAUAAGCAACCCGAAAAAUCAUGAGCAGAUAGAAGCAUCCAGACAAGAGGAGAAGCCUAAAGAACCUCAUUUUGGAAUUAAGGAAGGUACUGAGAUUCUUCUGGUAUCCAAAGAAGAGUCUUCUGAUGAAGGGUGGCAGGAAGCCAGCUUCAGAGGAAAAUCUAAUCAAAUGCGGUGGAAAUCUGAUUCAAGACGACCCGCCAUUUCUAAGUUAGUAGCGAACAACUCGGGGUCAUAUUCUACCGUAAGUGUCGGUUCUAAGACAAGAACCAUAUCACCAAAUUCUAAGUUCAUCUUUGAUGGAGCAAGCUCCUCCACAGAUGUCCCUUCAGUUGGAAAAUUGUGGAACUCUUCAAGUUCAGUGGGAGAAGAGGCUAAUAAACCUCAACCGGCUAUCCCUGAUAUAGAGGCUAUUUCAGAACACCACCUUAAGGCUUCUGGUACGAGCAGGCUCUGUGCUGUGGCUUCCAGGUUUGUGUCCUACAAAGAAGUAGCCAUGUCACCUCCUGGCACUGUUUUAAAGCCUGUAGCUGAACAAACUGUUCAAGUUAAGGAUAAGUCCAAUGAUCCACAUGUGCAAAACAAGGGGGUAGAGAAAAUCAAGGAUGAAAAUGAGACAUGCGAGGAUUUGGAAGAAUCUCCUUCUGAUGAAAGUGACAAAGAGGCUCACUCAAACGAAGCAGUGGAGGCAGAUAGGGAGGAGAAACCUUCUACAAGUUCUGAUGAGGUUCAGGAAUUUUCUGAUUCCAAGAAAGAAAUGACAAGCAGAAGCAGCUUGUCAGCUUCUGCUCCUCCAUUUAAUCCAGGGUCUCUGCUUUCAAUGUCUCAUCCAUAUAACUCGGUUGCAGUUGAUGGCAUAUAUAAUGCAAGAGAUUUUCAGAAGAGUGCAGCACAUGAGCUUUUGGAAAUUCCUUCUGCUGAGUCUGUAGAUCUUAGAGUCUCUCGUGGUCCCAGAUCCACAAUUUACUAUAGGACUGUGCAUUCUUUCAGGAGGAAAGCUCGUUAUGCAAGUUCCAACAAUGGCUUUUCCAAUAGAAAUAGCAACUCUCAGAGCAUCAUGAAUCCUAAUGCUGCUGAGUUUGUUCCGGCUAAGGGUUGGCGCCAAGAAGUAGAAAAAUCUGCGGUUGUCGGCGAAGAAGCUCAAACUCCUAAAAAUGCAUCUUUUAAGCAGCAAGAAUUUACAAAUGUUUCAAGGAAUGGAACUUCCGAUAUUCUUUACUCGCAAGAGGAAAGAAAAGUAGAGAAACCUGAUAAACUAGUGAUUAGCAAUGGCAAUGGGAGAAAUGACACUAAGAGCCUACAAAAAACUGAGCUUGGACGACAAAUUCUUCUCAACUUAGUUGUGAAAUCAUUUCAGCAUAGUCUGAUCUCUUCAUCUGAGACUGAGGUUACUUCAGGUCUUGCUAAAAACAAGCACAGUAAAGCGCAGCUCUCCCAAUCUUCAAACUCUGUGCAGUUUAAGACGGGAAGAACUAAUAACAGCAAGAAACAAGAUGCAGAAGGAUUUACAAUCGUCUCAAAGCGGAGGAGCGCCAAGCAUCAAUUCCCUAGUGAAGUGAACGGCUUGUAUGCCCAGCAAUCUAUCUGUACCUAAUGGGUUGACAAAGCUCGGAGAAAAGGAAAACAACGAGUUCUUUGUUUCCUUGCUGAAUAUUUGAACUUUCUCAAUAAUGUAAGAGCAGAGAUGAAAGUAUAUUGCUAGUCUUCCUGGUUGAGGAGCAGAUAUUCAAGAGUGAUCUUGUAAUAACAAGUUGGUCUUAAGAUUCCCAGUUUUUCAAGUGAUUGUUUAGGAAGUUCAAUGAUUUCAUUAAAAGAACUUGUGGUUUUUAAUACAUAAACCUUUUUCGAUUGCUUAAAA
This is a messenger RNA of Dendrobium catenatum, 5479 nucleotides long. RefSeq names its product protein TSS. Bases 92 to 5215 code for a protein of 1707 amino acids. Gene Ontology annotation, molecular function: protein binding. Lineage: Eukaryota; Viridiplantae; Streptophyta; Magnoliopsida; Asparagales; Orchidaceae. The record is from RefSeq and is a predicted model, not a curated record. The transcript is spliced from 23 exons. Gene Ontology annotation, biological process: organelle organization. Gene Ontology annotation, cellular component: cytoplasm.